Messenger RNA from Branchiostoma floridae (Florida lancelet), 1539 nucleotides. RefSeq names its product lipoyltransferase 1, mitochondrial-like. NCBI's taxonomy places the organism in Eukaryota, Metazoa, Chordata, Leptocardii, Amphioxiformes, Branchiostomatidae. Gene Ontology annotation, molecular function: lipoyltransferase activity. Gene Ontology annotation, cellular component: mitochondrion; cytoplasm. The record is from RefSeq and is a predicted model, not a curated record. Bases 145 to 1449 code for a protein of 434 amino acids. Gene Ontology annotation, biological process: protein lipoylation. The transcript is spliced from 11 exons.
UCAAAAUGUAGUCCUUUCAGUCCGAUUUGAUUUAACAAGUAUUCCGCCAGGCGGGAGUCUGGUAGAGACUGGUAGAGACUAGCUAGGUCACAUGGUGCCCCUAGGCGUGGUGAUAUAUCCCAGAAGUCCCCGGGACAAUCCAAGAUGGCUGCGCCCUGUAGAAGAAGCGCGUCUCUGUUUACAUUUUCCGCACUUCGCUUUCAUACCUGUCCCUCGCUGGUUCGCCCUUUCAAAACACUGCCUUCGAUAUCAGAACGACUCACAAUCAUUUCUAGUGUGACUAAAACAGAGAUAGUGGGAAAACACCGGAAGGUUAGGCACAAAAGGGUGUCCGAAGGAACCCCCUCCCACCGUCGGUGUUUCUCGUCUGCUAUCCCCGACAGCGGCGGUGUCAACACCCGACCAAAGCCAAAGGGAAUUGUGUACAGAUCUACCUCAACAGAUCCAUUUGUAAAUCUGGCUUUUGAAGACUGGUUAUAUGAGAACCAAGACUUCACAAACACAGAUAUUCUGCUACUCUGGAGAAAUGAACCUACAGUUGUGAUUGGUCGCCAUCAGAACCCGUGGUCUGAGUGUAAAGUGAAGAGACUGCAGGAGCUGGGGAUCCACCUGGCCAGGAGGAGGAGUGGAGGGGGAACAGUCUACCAUGACUUGGGAAACCUGAAUGUGACCUUCCUGACCUCCAGAGAUACCUACAGAAGGAAGCAGAACCUACAUGACCUGGUGACAGCACUAAAGGGGAGGUGGCCUAGUCUGGACCUGUCUGUCAACAAGAGGGAUGACUUAGUACUCAAUGAUACAUACAAGCUGUCAGGAACUGCUGCAAAGCUGGGCCGUAAGACGGCCUACCAUCACUGUACCUUACUGUGUGAUGUCAAUACACAGGCUCUGAAGGACGUCCUCGUGUCUGGAUUUGAUGGCUUGGAGACCACAGCCACUGCAAGUAUACGCUCAGAGGUCAUAAACCUAAAAGACGUGGACACUUCCAUAGACACUAAGGUUUUAGGGGACACCAUAGCAGAAUAUUUCAUGACAAAUCAUCAAGGGCAGAUGGAACAGGUAUGUGAUGUGGACCCCACCAGUGAGGCCUUAUACCCAGGUGUUGGCAAAAUUGCAGAAGAGCUGAAGUCUUGGGAGUGGGUUUAUGGGAAAACACCUCCUUUCAACAUCUGUUUGAGAAAACCUGUCAAUGGAUUAGCUGUGCCCCUAGGUGUGUACAUGAAGGUAAAAAAGGGAGUCAUAGUAGACUCUUACAUGGAGUGUCCCUUACUGUGGGUGUCAGAGGGAGUCAUCCAGGAUAUAGGGUAUUCCAUGAGAGGAAGAAGAUUCCGUGCAGUGGACGUUCAGGCAGGGCUGGAGAAGUCUUUACAAUCUUACAGGAGAAUGUCAGAUGACGAGCGACAGUUUGCUGAGAGACUCGGUCAAUUUAUUGUUGACAAACUUGUAUAACGAUGAAAAAUAUCUGUGCUCAAUUUUUGUAAACUUGUAGAUGAUGGACUGUGACAUGCUGAAAAAUUAAAGGCAAGAAAUUCAACACAA